This is a messenger RNA of Bombus impatiens (common eastern bumble bee), 2100 nucleotides long. It is a transcript of the gene Uba3, whose product is annotated as NEDD8-activating enzyme E1 catalytic subunit. Gene Ontology annotation, cellular component: cytoplasm; nucleus. Gene Ontology annotation, molecular function: NEDD8 activating enzyme activity. The transcript has 4 exons. Bases 604 to 1947 code for a protein of 447 amino acids. NCBI's taxonomy places the organism in Eukaryota, Metazoa, Arthropoda, Insecta, Hymenoptera, Apidae. The record is from RefSeq and is a predicted model, not a curated record. Gene Ontology annotation, biological process: protein neddylation.
ACUGACCGCCGGUUAUAUGUAUAGGAAAAAAUUGUUCAAACUGUUGAGCUUUAUACAUAUUUCAGAUCAUCGAAACCAAAGAAGAUGCUUUUCAUCGACAACCUUGACGGUUUAACAUUAACGACCGAAUCGCGAAAUUAAAAUGAAAUUUUUGGCGGGUUUUGCUAGAUCGAAGUUAAGUUCAGGUUUAGUUUCAGAGCAAAAUUAACAACACUUGAAAUUUGUUGCGAAUCUUUUUUUUGCGAUAUUUUGUUUAUUUAAAUAGCACGUUUUAACAUAUCAAAGUUCGAAGAAAGUCAGAAAUACUAAUCAGAUUGUUCACUACUACCCCUUAACCAAGGAUAUUAUUUGGUAUUAGGUUUAGUAACUUGGUUUAAACGCUUUUUUUCACUAGCGACCUAACAGCCAAUGGUAAUAGCUAAAAUUUCACGUGAUCAAUCGUGUUUACUCCGUCAAUUCAUCUGACACGCACUGAGUUGUUGCCGCAAAUGCUGGAUGCUUCGAGCACUACGAAUGUUUGAAUUUUUUUAUUAGAUUACAAAGUAUAUAAAAAUGUUUGAUUAAAACAUUUAUAUCUUAGUAUCAUUUAAGAAGUGAUUUUUAAUGCGUUUUAACGAUAUUUCAACGAUGAGUUCCGAUCACACGCAUAGACGAUGGAGUAAUUUACGUAAAGUAUUAGAAAGAACAGGUCCUUUUUGUAGACCGGAUUUUGAACCAUCGCCAGAAACAUUGCAAUUUUUAUUAGACAAUUGCAAGAUUCUCGUCAUUGGCGCCGGUGGUUUAGGAUGCGAAUUACUUAAAGAUUUAGGAUUGAUGGGUUUUAGACAAAUUCAUGUAAUCGAUAUGGACACGAUUGAAUUAUCUAACCUCAAUCGGCAAUUUCUCUUCCGCCAUAAGGAUAUCGGCUCGUCAAAAGCGGAAGUAGCUGCAAAUUUUGUCAAUAGUAGAAUACCAGGGUGCAAUGUUAUACCACAUUGUUGCAAAAUACAGGAUAAAGAUGAAGAAUUUUAUAGACAAUUUCACAUAGUCAUUUGUGGUCUAGACUCGAUCGUUGCAAGAAGAUGGAUCAAUGGAAUGCUGUUGUCUUUAUUAGUUUACGAAAAUGGUGAACUUGAUCGGUCCACUGUAAUACCCAUGAUUGAUGGAGGAACGGAAGGUUUUAAAGGAAAUGCAAGAGUAAUACUACCUGGUCUGUCUGCUUGCGUUGAAUGUACUUUGGAUUUAUAUCCUCCUCAGGUGACAUACCCAUUGUGUACAAUAGCAAAUACUCCACGCCUACCAGAACAUUGUAUAGAGUAUGUGAAAGUAAUUCAAUGGCCAAAAGAAAAUCCAUUUGAUUGUGCGAUAGAUGGAGAUGAUCCUCAGCACAUAAAUUGGAUUUAUGAAAAAUCUAAUGAAAGAGCAGCUCAAUUUGGAAUACAAGGAUUGACAUACAGAUUAGUGCAAGGUGUAGUUAAAAAUAUUAUACCUGCUGUGGCAUCUACAAAUGCUGUCAUUGCUGCAACAUGUGCUACCGAGGCAUUUAAACUAGCUAGCAGUUGUAGUGCUUCGCUAAAUAACUAUAUGGUACUGAAUGAUGUAGAUGGAAUUUAUACUUACACUUAUGAAGCAGAAAAGAAAGAAGAUUGCGUGGCGUGUAGUCAAAUUCCAAAAGAAAUCGAAAUUAGUAAUCCUAAAUUCAAAUUGAAAGACUUGAUAGAGAACUUGUGUGAAAGGCCAGACUUGCAAAUGAAAAAUCCAGGUCUCACGGCGUACAUUGACGGGAAAAAUAAAACGUUGUAUAUGCAAACUGUAACGAGUAUUGAGGAGAGAACUCGUGAGAAUCUAACAAAAACGCUGAUCGAACUCGGGCUUAGACACGGCAGUGAGAUAAAUGUCGCUGACAUUACCACUCCUAAUGCAAUUGUAUUAAAAUUAAAAUUUGUAUAUUGUAAUUCAGAUAUGUGAAAAAUCCUUCAUUUUGUUCAUAAAUUUAUCACUACAAACCAUUAUAUAUAUUUACAGUACUUGUAUUGCUUUUGUGUCAGUUUAAAAAAUAAUGUCGACACGUAUAGUUCAUCAACAUUAUUCUUACCGAAAUAAAAACGAAAAUAUGUUCAA